This is a messenger RNA of Cinara cedri, 11651 nucleotides long. The record is from the annotation of a GenBank genome assembly. NCBI's taxonomy places the organism in Eukaryota, Metazoa, Arthropoda, Insecta, Hemiptera, Aphididae.
AGGCGUCCGCGGUGUCCGUAUCGCGUUUGCGACGGUGUUUUCCGCUGAUAAACAAACACGCUACACCGGCAAAGUGUUUACGCGUCUCGCAAACACUGUACAUAAACAUAUUAUUUAUUUAUUUGUUUUUCGAAUUCGCUACACUGGUGUCGCGUUACCGGGGUCCGUCAGACCGUGCGCCGUCUGCGUCGUCGAUGUUUUCGCAUUUCCCGCUGGACGUUGCCGUUUAAACGGCCGAGUGCUUUCCGGCACGACGAACCGCACGGAAUCGCCCGCCCCGCAGAUAACAGUUUGAAAUCGUUACCGUCCCGGGGCUAGCCGACCGAUCGCGGUGAGUAUACACAAUAAUAACAAUAAUAACAAUAAUAACAAUAAUAACAAUAAUGACAAUGACAGUAAUAUUAAUAACCUACCGAUGAUGCGGACUCGCGUGCGCCGUCUCCGUCUUUUGCGGCGAAUUCGUGCCGUUAGUUAUUUGAUUGACGUUCGAGACGUAGACGACAGAUAAGAACACGCAAUCCGCGCGGGUUUUCCCCCCGAUAUUUGACGUUUUCGAGCGACGCGCGAGCACAACAAUUCGAGAGAGAGAGAGAGAGAGAGAGAGAGAUGUUCUCGGUUAGAAAUUGAAAUAACGAAAAACUCUCGCACGGACUCGAUGGUCUUCGCGGUCGUUUCGUACAGCCCGAUACUGCUAUACUUUGUUGGAGAAUAUUUACGUUCACGGUUAUAAUUGUCGAGAUUAAUGUUCGCACGAAAACGCAUUAUUACUGUUGUUGCAGGGCCGCGUUUAGUGUUUUGGCGCCCACGGACUACAACUGUUUCCGUGCGCCCCCCCCCCUCCCUUCACAUUUUCUCGCGAACGUCUGUUCUCGCAAACUCAAUUGUUUUUUACAAACGGCCGUACGUACUUUACUGCUGUGACUUAAAAGUUGGCAAACCUACAAGGCAGUGUUCGGUAAUAGUAUAUUUUGAAUAAAAUCAGUUCUUAAAAACUAUUAUAAUAUAAUUGUAAAAGUAGAACGAUAAAUAAAUCGUGAUAAAAUACGAGUAUAGAAAGUAUAGAAAAUAAGUUGGAAAUUACUAAACGCCAGAAAAAAAAAAAAAAAAAAAAAGCGAUUUUUUUAAACCAUUUUUUUCGGCACCCCUAAAAAGUUGCGCCCCGGGCGAUUGCCCACCCGAGCCACUCCCUAAAUACGGCCCUGGGCCCCUUUUCGGGGGGCUAAGUGUGCGUGCACCGUCUACACUAGCGUUAAUCCGGACCUGGUAUCACGUCGUGUUAAUUUUGCUUCGCGGUUUCGUGCGUACACAGAGAUACAGGCUAGGUUACCCACUUUGAUAUUAUUGUUAUUGUUAUUUGAUAUGCCGGCGAAUAUUCACUCGCACCGUAUAAUCGAAAAUAAAUCGAAUAAACGUAAUAAUAAGGUACUUGUAUGCGGACAAAUUGCCCAAAUUAAUAAUUCGAGCGUACCUAUAAAGCAUUAUACUAUUAUAAUGGAACGUAUUUGAUUUUAUUACGAUGUUAUUAGAACCCCACCAUCCCCCAGACGCGCAUACACAAACACCCACCCGCCCGCCCGCCCACGGAUACGUAAUUUUUUAUUAUUUUUUUUUUUUUGAAAAUAUACCCACCGAGAUUUAAAUUGGCGUUUAUUAUUUGUUAUGCACUUUCGCUCGCGCAUUCUUCAUUUAUAAUACAACGAAGUGCCUAUCUAUAUCUAUCGAAGUAUGUAUACCCAUAAUAUAUUAUUACGUUACGGUAACCGGUAUUUUUUUCAAUUUACAAAAUAUUGUCGUAUAAACUAAUUUAAUUCGAAUUUAAACAAAUAACGCUUGUUACGUACAGAAAUCUAUACUUAUAUAGAUAGGUAUGCUCACCAUCGAAAUUAUACACCUUGGUGUAAUAGGUACACAUAUCUUCGGUCCCGGAGAAGAAGUUUUCAUUACGAGCAAAUUAAAUGUUGAAAAUAUAUUUACUUGCCCAUAAACUAAUACACUGCGUACAAUGAUUUUGAAAAUACAUACUCCUAUGCUAUUUAAACCAACAAAUUAUAGGGGAAAAAAAUUACAUUUGACCAAAUUCUUUCUAAAAAAUGGAUGCCAAAAAUUGACCUAAUUCCCUCUGGAGCCAAAUAAUUAUUAUUAUGUAUUCUCUAUUUAAAUAUAUUCAUUUUCAAGUUGAUCGAUAUUCUAUUCAUGACAUUUGGUAUUUUACGAUUUUUCGACGAUUUUCUAUCUUUAUAUUGUUGUGUACAUUUUUAUUGCCAUUUUGUAUACUGCGGCUGAGUGUAGUGAAGAAGCUAUAAGUUUUAUUAAGACGUGUGUUUUUUCUAAGAAAAUACUUUUAUGGUUCGCCAAAAUUGUCCAAUCAUGCUGUUCUAAAUAUGCAGAUAUUUCACCUGGUUAAAAAUUUAAAAAACUGACAACAAGCUAUGGUACGACGGUUUUAUUAGAUACCGAGUUCCGUUCAUGAUUCCGGCAGUUAUUUUCAAUAUACAUCUAAACUACAUUACUCUAGGUAUGCCCUCUAGUUCUCAACUUCUAAACUACUCACCUGAAACUGUAGGCCCACGGUGCGAAGUGUGUCCGGCUCCUUUUUAUUUUUUUAAAUUUAUUGACAAAGAAAGAAAUUAAAUUUUAUGUAAAAUAGACAAUAUUAAAGUAACAUUAAAAUUUAAAAAAAUAAUAAAAUAAAACCAUUAAAUUAUUUUGUAUUCCGAUAUGGAAUAGAUAAAAAGAUACAUCAUGCGCAAAUUCGUAGGACGUUGGUAUACACGUUUUAAAUUACGCGUAGGUAUUCGAUAUUUACUCUGUCCUUUAUAAAUAAUAUUUAACGUUAUAUUCAUUAAGGCUAAUCAACGUUAAUUUAUUAUACCGCGUUAACGUAGAUUAUUGUAUUAUUGUACGGUCGAAAUUGGUACAUCAAUCAUAAUUAUAUAUUGUUCAAAUCGAACAUGUAUUAAAAAUAAUAAUCGAUAAACACGUAGGUGUUGAUUAGACGUGAAGAAAUGUGAAUAUUAUUAAAUGUUUAAACAGACAUUCAACACGUUUUUUUAAAUUUUUUUUAAACCUUAAACGCAGUAUAUCUCUGUAUGUAUUUCACAUUGACGAGUAGAACAUCUAUUUUUCCGUACAAGGUCCAGCCGCAGCAACAUUGUCCUUUUACUUAUACCGUCAUCACCGAACAAAUCACUAAUACAUUAUAAUUACUUACAAAUUCAAAUUCACAGUUUUAUUGUUCUACAGACUCAAUGGUGUACAUUAAUCUGAAACAAAUGUAUCGGCUUACACUAUCACUACAUUUGAAAUGUAAUGGUGCAAACUCAUCUUUUCGCAUUACCAGACAAUUUUGAAAACUUGUAUUAUAGGUAUCACCUGUCUAUAAUUUCUGUUUUCGAAAUUAAACCUUUAUUUAGUACCUAGGCAAACAAUUCGUAAUUUUAAUUUUUUUUAAAAUUUUUGACGUUGUGUAAAUGUGUGGCACAUACGAGUAGGUACAUCAAGAUAAAUUACGUGAAUUAGAUCCUCUGUGUCCACUACUAUCCCUACAUAAUUUUAUUAUAGUAAAUUUAAUUAAUAAUCGAGUUUUUAAUGUUACUAAUUUUUGACGUUUGUAAAAAAAAAAAGCUGAAAAUCACUUGUUUAUUAGCCAGGAAUUUACCAAGAAAUUUAGUGUAUUGGUGGGUUUGAAAAUUACAUAUUUUAGUGCACCGUCAGAAAUCGAGACUAAUUUACUCCACUGCACAGAUAACAGUCACACACUUCCAUCCGUCCCCGACCCACCAGCCAAUUUGCUUCUGUACACUAACUUUUCUCGAAUAAGACGAUAUUUUUGACUUGAAUUGUCUAGUUGCAGUAUAAUGCGUCUUGUAUAAUAUAAUACAAUGACCUAUUAAAUGUCUGUACGUUAAGCAUGCUUAAUAAUCAAAUGUAAAAAAUUCAAAGACGUGUGAUAGAGAUAAUAAUAUUAUAUUGUCGUAUUUAUAAAAAACGCAAUUAAAUCGUGAAAAAUCACUUUGGAUUAUAAAAUAUAAGACGACGCGUCGGUACAUUGCACGAAAAUAAUAAUUAUGUCGUCUGGGAAUAAUUAUUAUAAUUUGGUAAUAAUAUACUACGCAGUGAAAUCGAUCGAUCGACACGAUAAACGCCUAAAAAACGCAUCGUAACAGUUUUAUUAUUGUGACUUGAUAUUACGUCUUAUGUAUGCCUAGCUGUUUUCGAACAUCUUUUUUAAUCAAAAGGGUCCGGGGGCCCGAGAUCCGCGAUCGUUCUACGCGAUAAGCGAACAAGCUUAUAACCUUUUAUUUUUUUUUAUUUUUUUCAUAUAACAAACACACUAGGGGAAAAACAAAAAAAACCAGUUUGUUACCCAAAUAUUCUCUGCUACCUGCUGUUGUUUUCUGUGGUGUUGUGACGGGCCACACGAUCAAAAUAUCUUCGUAGCUACAGAUGGAUCCGAGGCUCCGAUAGAACGUCCCCGGUACACAUACCGUGAAAACGGAAAUUUGAUUUCGUGGUAACACGAAACUAUAUACCUAAUGUUUUCCAAAUCCCGGGUCGGUCUCCUGGUUAUAAAUUAUAUUUAUUUUCAGACGCUUCUUUUUUAUUCACUUACGAAAUCGCUAUUUCGUUAUCGCGUUUUCAAUUCAUUAUAAUAAUAUGUUUCAAUCAUCGCUCGGUUAUCUUUAGCAAUUAAGACGAACGGUUAUUAUCGAUGAUAGAACGGCAAAAUUGAAGACGCACCGAAAUCGAAACGCAAGGUUAUACGCGUAAACACUCGUUUUCGAAUACAUGCGAAAUAUCACUAUCAUUGUACAAAUCUUAUCACUAAUAUAAUAAUUGAUCAUGAAUUACAAUGCGUAUAAUUUGUUAAUUGUACAGAUAUUGUCAUAUUUUUUUUUUUCUGUGUAGUUUAUCCUGCAUAGCACGUAACUGCAUUAAUGCUUGUAUUGUAUAAUAGCAAAACAAUUGCUAUAACACGAGUGCGAGUAAAUCAGAAAUAUUAAAUAUUUUGUUUAGAUUCUGAGCGAAGCGAGGAACGUAUUGGUUUUGUAUGGGAUUUUUUUGUUUUGCACGUGAACAAGUUUUCGACCGGACAACUUAUUGUUCUAAUCAUCACCCGUCGGGAAUGAUUUCUGAUAACACAUAGUCUCUAUCAUAGUUGGCGCAUUCAGGAGGCCAUUUUUUUUUUUUUUGUUUGUUGUUUUCUUAAUAGUUGGGAAAAAGUCAGAAAAACGAGAAAUUGUAUGCAAUAACGGUUUCUGUUAUUUACGAUUUUGAUUUUUGAUUGUCAUUCGGGGGAAAAACAAUCGUAGGAACCUAAUAUUUGCACGGAAAACUUAAAUCAGCGUUUUUAAACACUCCGACGUUUUCUACGAUAUUAAUAGCUUAGUAAAGUUUAUGGGUUUUUCGGAUUUUGUGGAUAUUAGUCUUUUAAGUUUCGUAGAAAAAUGUUAGAAAAUUGUACACAAGGUUUCUCAUAAGUUAUUCUUACGGUUAUGUAAAUACAUAGAGAAUCCGUUGUCACGGUUUUUCUCCAUAAACAUUUGAAUUUUAAAUGUUCUCGUCAUUUUGUAUAGUAUAUUAUUUUUCCAUUUAUGUGAACUGAAUUCAUCUGACAUCUAUUGAAGGAUUGACCUAUUAUGGACAUCACCACGUGUGAAGUUUUAUACCACAUUUUGGUAGUUUAUAUCAGAAUAAAAAAUAAUUCUACAGCCAGGUACAGAAUAAAGUAAACCGACCGCGAACUUGUUAAAAUUUAACGAUAACUUCUUCUAAGUAUAAACGUCGUAAAACAUCUAGUAAUAAAUCGACGCAUAAAUAUAUUAUAACCGGUCUCCGAUAAUUCCUGUAUAUAUGUUUACAAUAUAUAUUCCAAAAUGUGUAGUUCAUACGCGUCCGUGGCAUAGUACUGAAACUAUUAAACUAUAUAUUGAUUUAAUCUAGUAAAAAACUCCUAAAUAUUUUAUGGGCUGACAAAUAAAAAAGGUGAGGUGUUGAUUCGAUCUGAAUUAAUUCAGUGUUUUUAUCAGGGUUGGUAAUAUACGCAUAUAAAACGUUUUUAACGUUACACGUAUAAAACUUAGUCAUAAUAACGACUAAGACAUUUUUAUUUUUAAGUUAAUUAAAACAGUGAUAAUACUGUACAUUUUAUAUUUUAAUAAGUAUUUAAACUUAUAAAUAAAUAUAAAAAAUUAACAAAUCACAUCAAUUUGGUGAAUUUUCUUAAAUUUAGAAUAAAAUAAAACAAAAAAAUUAUUGUUUGGUAUUGUAAAUAAUAAUGUAGUUAUUUAUAAAAAAUAAAAAUGAACUUAAAAAUGAAUAUAACAAAUUAUCACAUAUAUCUUAAGUAAUUAGUAUAAAAUGUAUGAAAUUAUGAUUAAAAUCAAUUGACAAUUAUUUUUUCUGAUAAUUUAUGUUCAGUCGCAGCCAAAAAGAAAAAAAAAUUGUAUACAGUAUUAAACGUAAACUGCUAAUAGUUUUAUGCAGUAUAUUUUAUACAUUUUAUACAACCGUAUUAUUCGUGUUUUAUAUUUGACUGUAUUAUACGUUCCAUCCCUUUUUUUAUUAUAUUUUUGAUAUUAAUGAGGAAAUUCUCCUUUUUCUUUCGCUAAUCCAGAUUUUACUGAGUACAUAAUCUAUAUAAUGUUGGUACUUUUUUCGGAAAUGCCUGUGAAUUGUAUAAAUCCAAUACGUAUAGAUAAAUUAAUUAAUUUAAUCUUAAUGCAUACGUAUGUGAAAAUAAUUUAAAAAUAUUAAAAACAGUAUUUAUGUUAUAAUCAAGUAUUUGUCAUUUAAAGAGUAUUAAUUCUAAAUUAAUAUUGUUUUUUAAAAAAAAAUGUCUAUGCUGUGUUAAUAUUAUUAACUAUUAUAAAGGUAAAAUUUAUGAUUUCAAGGUCAUCGGUAUUGAACUUCAGCCUUCAUAUUUUAUUAAAUAAUGUAUAGCUACAAAUUCAGAUAAAAACAAUGGUUACGUCAGAACUAUUAUUUGGAUAAAAAAUUAUAUACCUGUAAUUAUAAUAAACUUUGUUAAAUUUUCAUAAAAUUCGUUUCAACAUUAGUUGAACAUAUUAAUUAUACGUUUUUUCUUAAUAAUGGGUUUGACAAUAAUUAUAAUACUAUUUUGAAAAUAAAUAAAAAUAAUAAAAUAAUAAAGUAAAAAAAAAAUUAUUAAAAUGUUUAAUACUCAUAAACAAUUAACGUAAAUAAAUAUAUAAAUAAAAACUUAUAUAUAAAAAUAAAAUAAAUAAAUGCGUCGCCUGGCGUUUUACAUGUUGACUGUAAUAUACCUGAUGAUGAAUUUUUAAUUCGAAACCGGUCGUAUAAUACACUUAUCAGUUAUCAUAAUACUCCAGGCGAUACAUUUAUUUGUUUUAUUUUUAAAGAUAAAUUUUUAUUCAUAUAUUUAUUUGCUUUAAACAAAAAUAGUUAUUAAAGUUAUCAUUUAAAACUGUUUUAAACUGCAUCGAGUUAGUACAUAUAUCAAGGAAAUUGAUGAAGCAGCAAAUUCGGAAAAAGUGGAAGGGCGAAAUGGAAGGGUUCGGUGGAAACGGCAAAAGACCUACGUGGCACGUAGAAGCUAGAAAAUACGAUUGUUCUUUUGAAAAAAAAGUAUAAAGGCGUUUACAACAUGACUUUUAAUUGAUUGUGUGCCAAUUGAUGUAAUAAGGGACAUAAUAAAAUGAUUUAACGUACCAAUAGUCUUGUAUUCUGUACAUUUGAAAUGUUGUAAAAUACUCUAAAAUAUUGCUCAUGUACUCGUUCGUAUUAAAUAAUGAAUAAAAAAAUUCUAAAAUCAAACCAAGUAAUAAUUUUCGAAAAAGCGUAACUCUUGGAGUUCGAGAAAAACGUUGACUAACCACUUUAGAAAGAUUAUAAUAAAUCAACAUUAUGGAUAAAAGUACAAUACUAUUUGUUAAGGCCAAUGUACGCUUCGUAUAUUAUAUUAGUUUAAUUUAUCUGCACACUGUAAAAAAAUGCCUAUGCCGAUCAGUUUUAAAAUAUUAUUGAUAAAAAACCCAUUGCUUUUUAUACAUUUGUAUUUAAACUUUAUUUGUUUAAUGCUUAUCAUUUUGUUUGUUUGGUUAAAAUUUUGUGUUGUUCGAAUGAUAACACACGGUAUAAUGGUAUGAUAUCAUUAUACCUGUAUUCCAUGUUUAAUUAAGAACUAUAAUAUUUAUUUUUCAGUCAAUGCCCGUAUUUGUUUGUUAUAUAAUAUUGUUUGAUAACGAAAUCAUCUGAUAUUGAUAUUCAUUUUUUAACACUUCGCAUUUAUUUAUUACGUGCCCCAAAUAUUAUUCGUGUUAAAACGAUAUCAUUAUUUAUGGAUAAAAUAACAUUGUUCCAAUCAAAUUCUUCUGUUUAGAAUUAAAAAAAUAAUAAAAAUAAAAUUAAUCAAUUAUUAUACCAUAUCGCAUAAAUAAUUACCCCCCCCACUGUCAAUUAUUAGUGCAAUUAAAACUCAUAUUCUAGUUUUUAUUAGUGCGCUAGUAUUUUCCUAGUAUUUUAAGCUCUAAUGAAGAUACACUGUACUAAGUACGCCAUAUGGGCGAAACAUCCAAAAGUUUCGAAAUUAAAACAAGGCCAAGACAAAUGGAUGCAAUGUCGCCAGAACUAUUUAACCUGGCAUUAGAGCAAGUGAUAAGAAAUAUGAAAGAUAACAAAUCCAUGUAACUAUUAGGGGAGAGGAUCCUGCUAACACACGUAGACGAUAUCAUUAUUCUGAAUGAUGAUCAUGAAUAUUAAUUUCUGUUCGUGUUUAUGUAUGUUGAUGUGCACAGGACUGCACGCGGUUUACCGUUAAAUGGUCAAACCGUGGUUAUAACUUGUUACGCGUUUUACAAGUCGUAACCGCGGUUUUGAAUUUAAACCGGAGGAAUAUUACGGCCGUAGGGAACAAUGACAACAAUAAUAACAAUCGUAACAAUAGUAAAUGGGUCACGGAUAAAAGAAUCGCUUUUUAUGUAUUAUUUACGUUUGUUUCGUUUUUUGUUUUUAGAGUCUGAAAGACGGCCGAGUAAUACCACGCCGCGGUGUACCGGACCGGGCCGAUGGCGGACACCGUCGUUCACCAGACCGGACCGAUGGCGGACAACAGUACAAGCGGCUGCUAUUGCAGCAGUAGCAGCGACGACGACAGCGACGAAGGGGAUAGCGACGGGAGCCAUUCAUCGUCGGGCUGUUCGACCGCCGACGCGGUAGACUGGCAGCCGCUGUCGUCGACGCGACGUCGGCGACCGUCGGACACGGCGACCACGGCGGCUGCGGCCACGGAAUUCGAUCUUUUAGACGCCCGACGCCUGCCGGACCUGUUGGACCCGGAUCGGCUGGUGACCGUGUUGGACAACUGUCUAAGAUCGGAAUUUGUGCGCGGUUGCGUUGUCGAGACGUGGGACACAGUGCUCAGUGACCACUUGGAAUCAAUCGCUCACCUCGUGCUGUACCAAACGCCGGAGCACGCCGUCAGCCAGACUGUGUACGAACAGCUGACCGGUCUUUCGGCGGUGCUCCGACCGCCCCUGCCGCCGAACCACCGACAACCGCAAGCUACACGUCAACCGGAACCGGCCCGGGUGGACGCGGAACGCGUGUACGCCACGCUGAGGUCGGCGGCGCGGUCACUGCUGACCACCCGCGUGGACACGUGCUGCCGGCAAAGCAUGUGCCGAGCCGUAGGGCUGGCUGUGGUCGCACUCCGUUCCAGCACGCGGCCGGUGUUUACGGUCGAAAAUUUCCUCGUCGAGAUCAACGAGGCGGCAAACUUUGCCAACUUGUACUGCACCAGGUACGCCAGACGCAUUUGCGCCGCGCUCAAGGACAUCUACGACACCGUAAUGGCCGGCGACUACCAUCCGAACAACGUGACCGUCCAGAUGGCCGUAAUGGAGAAGAGCAUACAGGCGGCGCUCAGCACGCUGGUCGACGCGCAGGCCACGGGCGAGCAAAAAGCGGUCGCUCAGCGGUCGUUGCUAGCCGAGCUCGACGGCAUCUGCACCACGGUGCGCAUGAAAAACCACGGUUGUCUCGACGACUCGCCGACCGCCGCCGAACAGCUACAGUCGCGACGGAAACAGGAGUACGCCGCGGCGGUGGACGUACGCGAUAUCGGGGUGAACGCGUUCGCCCGUCGGUUCGUCCACUUCACCAUGAGUCCCUGGCGGGCGCCGAUCAGCAUGUACCACCAAAAGUCGCCGGUCAGCGUCGACCAGGUGCUCAAGAACACCGUCCGCCUGAUCGAGACGCUCGUUUCGGAACUGUUCAAACCGUGCCUGAGCAACCGUCACCGUCGGCGCCUGCAACGCUACCGCAGCCGCCACAACCACCAGCUCCACGACAAACAGCUGUAGUGUGGCCCCUCACUCUCACCCGCCUCCCACUCACUACCCCCCUAGAUUCCUGUAGUCGCUUCAUUUUGUUAAUAUUAUUAUUUUUAUUAAUACCAUUAUACUUAUCAUCAUUCGUUACGUUAUUAAGUUAGGAGAUUUUUUUUUUUUUUAUAGUUUUUUUUUUUUUUUACGACGAACUAUUGUUCUACGGUUACGUCAUUUAAUUCGAUAUCAUGUAAAUAUUACUUACCUAUCAUUAUUACUAUUUUUAUUAUUUUUACCAUUAUUGUUUGUAAAUAUCGUAAUUCUUUACGUACGUGUGUGAGCACAGAUCAGACCGAUUUCGGGCGAUUAGCAGAAUGCCGCAACUCGAAAUUUUUACAUAUUUCAAUUAAUUUCCAUUCGGAUCGUUUUUAAACCAAACGUAACGGUUUUCGUUAUUUGAAUGUCUUUCGCGAAUCUCUGUAUAUGCGCAUUAUCUUUACUGUUGAAAUUUAUCAACCGAGUAGCUUAAAAUCGAACUGACCUAAUCUCCGAGUAAACAUAAACGUAUGAACGAUUAAAAAUUGCAAUCAGUUAUUCGAAAGUUCAAUUACGUUUAGAUACUUGGUUUAACUUUAAUAACUUUACAUUUUUUUUUUUUUUAGUCUGCCAGUCUAGUGAGUACAAAAAGCGCGAUAUUUCAUCGAUUAAAUAUUAUGUACAUUGCGAUAGACGAUUUAUAAUUAUAAUAUAUUUUCAGCGAGUUAUAACCUAUGUCCGUAUAUUUUUAAUAUUAUUUGCCUGUGCAUGUAAGGUAUAUUUAUGAAAAAAAAAAAGGGUUUUACAAAUGGCGUUUAUCUUAUUGACAGUUUUAAAUUUAAACCGAACAAAUUUGGCCAAACAAACUUCAAACCGUGUAUGUUACACGAAACUCGAGUACACCAGAUUUACAUCAAUUUUAGUAGUAGUAGGCGACGUGUGUAAAGUUAUUAAAAUGCCGCCACAGCGAGAUUUACGGGUUCUGUCAUUUUAACAGACGAAACAGCAAAAACGUGUUCACGCUACACAAACGGAAAAGCUUUUAAAAUCGUUUUUUUUUUUUUUAAGGAUUUAGUACUUAUUUUAUGAUAGUUAAGUUUUUAUAACUUUUAGAUGACAAUAUUUUGAUGAUAACCACGUUGCCGUUUUUUGAAAUAUUAAUUAUUUAAAUGGAAAAAAAAUAUAGUAAAACACGAUUUUUGUGUACCUCCAAUAACAAGAUGAAUAUUUAUGAUACAUAUAACUAAAAGAUGUUAUUGAUUGCGUUUUUUAGAAUUUGUAAUAAAUCGUAUUAGGUUUCAUUCGACC